Molecule: messenger RNA, 2483 nt
Organism: Olea europaea var. sylvestris
Lineage: Eukaryota; Viridiplantae; Streptophyta; Magnoliopsida; Lamiales; Oleaceae
Product: cell division cycle protein 48 homolog
Exons: 8
Coding region: 123-2285 (720 amino acids)
Molecular function (GO): ATP binding; ATP hydrolysis activity
Source: RefSeq, a predicted model, not a curated record
UUUCUCAUCGCCGUAUAAAUACGUAAAUACAUCCAGUCUAGAUCUAUUAAUAUCCGCUCGUCCUCCCAACGAAGGAAACCUCUUCGUACAAUCCAAUUUCAACCUCUGCAAUUAUCCACCAGAUGAGUCACCAGGCUGAGUCUUCCGACUCGAAAGGCGGGAAGAAGGACUUCUCGACGGCUAUUUUGGAGAGGAAGAAGGCUGCGAAUCGGCUGAUCGUCGAUGAGUCUGUCAACGAUGACAACUCCGUCGUCUCGCUCCACCCCGCUACCAUGGAGAAGCUCCAGCUUUUCCGCGGAGACACUAUUCUGAUUAAGGGCAAGAAAAGGAAGGAUACAGUGUGCAUUGCCCUUGCUGAUGAGACCUGCGAGGAGCCGAAGAUUAGAAUGAACAAGGUUGUGAGGACGAACUUGAGGGUUCGUCUUGGAGAUGUAGUAUCUGUGCACCAGUGCCCAGAUGUCAAAUACGGAAAGCGUGUCCAUGUCCUGCCCCUGGAUGACACAAUAGAAGGUCUCACUGGGGAUCUGUUUGACGCAUACCUGAAACCUUACUUUCUGGAGGCAUAUCGCCCUUUGAGGAAAGGCGACCAUUUUCUAGUGAGAGGAGGGAUGAGAAGUGUGGAAUUUAAAGUCAUUGAAACUGAUCCUGGGGAAUAUUGUGUUGUUGCUCCCGAUACUGAGAUCUUCUGUGAAGGGGAGCCUGUGAGGAGGGAGGAUGAGGAUAGGUUAGAUGAGGUUGGCUAUGAUGAUGUGGGUGGCGUCAGGAAACAAAUGGCUCAGAUUCGUGAAUUGGUGGAGUUGCCCCUGAGGCAUCCUCAGCUUUUCAAAUCCAUUGGCGUGAAACCUCCGAAAGGAAUUUUGCUUUAUGGACCUCCAGGCUCUGGAAAGACCUUAAUUGCUAGAGCUGUUGCAAAUGAAACAGGUGCUUUCUUCUUCUUGAUUAAUGGGCCCGAAAUUAUGUCCAAAUUGGCUGGAGAGAGUGAAAGCAAUCUUAGGAAGGCAUUUGAGGAGGCUGAGAAGAAUGCACCAUCAAUUAUUUUUAUUGAUGAAAUUGAUUCAAUAGCACCGAAGCGAGAGAAGACGCAUGGUGAAGUUGAAAGGAGGAUUGUUUCUCAACUCUUGACUCUCAUGGAUGGACUGAAAUCUCGUGCACAUGUCAUUGUUAUGGGGGCAACUAAUCGUCCCAACAGCAUUGAUCCAGCUCUUAGAAGGUUUGGUAGGUUUGACAGGGAAAUAGACAUUGGUGUUCCUGAUGAAGUUGGACGCCUUGAAGUUCUUCGUAUACACACUAAGAACAUGAAACUUUCUGAUGAUGUUGAUUUAGAAAGAGUUGCAAAAGACACCCAUGGUUAUGUUGGUGCUGACCUUGCAGCUCUCUGCACCGAAGCUGCACUCCAGUGCAUUAGAGAGAAAAUGGAUGUCAUUGAUUUAGAAGAUGAUUCAAUAGAUGCUGAGAUACUAAACUCUAUGGCUGUUACAAAUGAGCACUUCCAGACUGCUCUUGGAAUAAGCAAUCCUUCUGCUUUGCGCGAAACUGUUGUUGAAGUGCCCAAUGUCUCCUGGGAAGAUAUUGGAGGGCUUGAAAAUGUCAAGAGGGAGCUUCAAGAGACCGUUCAAUAUCCGGUGGAACAUCCAGAGAAGUUCGAGAAAUUUGGUAUGUCACCUUCAAAAGGUGUUCUUUUCUAUGGUCCUCCUGGAUGUGGUAAAACCCUACUGGCGAAGGCAAUUGCAAAUGAAUGUCAAGCAAAUUUCAUUAGUGUUAAAGGCCCUGAAUUGCUGACCAUGUGGUUUGGAGAGAGUGAAGCUAAUGUUCGUGAAAUCUUUGACAAGGCUAGACAAUCUGCACCAUGUGUUCUCUUCUUUGAUGAGCUUGACUCUAUUGCUACUCAGGUUUGUCUUCUGCAUGUUAUGUUUCGCAUGCGCGCGCACCAAUCCAUGAACCCUUACAUUGAGAAAAUGUCUUUGACAACUCACAACAAAUUCUCCUUACUUCAGGAUAUAGAAAGGGAGAGGAGGAGAAAUGAUAAUCCUGAUUCAAUGGAUGAGGACGUUGAUGAUGAAGUGGCGGAGAUCAAGCCAGCCCAUUUUGAGGAGUCCAUGAAGUAUGCACGUAGAAGUGUGAGUGAUGCUGAUAUACGCAAAUACCAGGCUUUUGCUCAGACCUUACAGCAAUCUCGGGGAUUUGGAACUGAAUUCCGGUUUGCGGAAUCAGGAGCUGGGGUUUCUGCAGCUGAUCCCUUUGCAGCUUCUGCUGGUGGAGCUGAUGAAGAUGAUUUAUAUAGUUAGAUUUCCAGCAUUACUUUCUCAUAAUCUCUCCUUCAUACAUUUGUAGUAAACAGGAACGGGUGAUCGUUUGCUUGCUUGCUUAUGUUCCUUGAAGUUAUCGUACUUCUGAGAUUCUGGAAUUUGUAUGAUUACUCGAUUAACUUAUUACUUCUUCCUGGCCGUACAAUAUGGUGUUCUAGUGCUUUUUAUUUUUGGGUA